Racocetra fulgida is the source of this 147-nucleotide messenger RNA. Lineage: Eukaryota; Fungi; Glomeromycota; Glomeromycetes; Diversisporales; Gigasporaceae. The record is from the annotation of a GenBank genome assembly.
AUGAUUACAAUUUCUUUUACCCCGAAUGACACAGGUGACACACCCGCGGGUGACCCAUUGUGGGAUUUCUUUUACCACCUGGGUGCCCCGGGUGACCCACCCGCGGAUGACCCGGGUUGGGAUUUUUGUGACGAGUCGGAACACUAG